UGAAUAUCAACAAUCUCUUAUUUGUCAUUCCUUUAACUCUCUCUUAUAACAAAAUAAUUUAAUUAUGUGUCUCUCUGCGACGUCCACAAAUUUACUUUAAAUAAGGGAACCGUUAAUUAAUAAAUUUGUUUCAACGCAUUAAAAAUGGCAACUUUUAAAAACCAUUAUGAGUCAACAGAUUCAACAAAUGUUUCCAUUUAUAUCCUCCAAAAAAUAGUAAUUCGCCCGUUUCGCCCGUUUCGCCCGUUUAACUUAACAAUCAAACCUUUUCCAAUUACAGAAUUAUGCGAUGAUCAUGUUAAUAAAUCUAUCCGUUUAGUAUUAUACAAUUAAGAAAAUGAUUAUUAAUUACAUUUCAUUGUUGCAAUAAUCAAUCAUAUCAGGUAUCAUAUAUAAUCAUUUCCCCUUCCUUUUUGAAUAAAAGUUUUAUAAUACUAUAAACAGUUAACUUUUACUUUAUAUGGAAAAGAAAUCUUA
Messenger RNA from Rhizophagus irregularis DAOM 181602=DAOM 197198, 477 nucleotides. NCBI's taxonomy places the organism in Eukaryota, Fungi, Glomeromycota, Glomeromycetes, Glomerales, Glomeraceae. The record is from RefSeq and is a predicted model, not a curated record.